This is a messenger RNA of Parascedosporium putredinis, 1119 nucleotides long. The record is from the annotation of a GenBank genome assembly. NCBI's taxonomy places the organism in Eukaryota, Fungi, Ascomycota, Sordariomycetes, Microascales, Microascaceae.
AUGGCUACCUUCUUCAUUGAGAACAAGAACGUUGGAAACCAAGCGGAAAGCGAGGAUUGGAGGAUUCGCGGAUACAAUCCUCUUCCUCCUCCCAACCUCCUACAGCACGAGAUACCUCAGUCCUCAAAGUCUAAAGAGACUGUGCUACAGGGUCGCACUGAAUCGGUUGCUAUUGUCACUGGCACGGAUCCCAAGGAGAGACUUCUUGUCAUCAUUGGACCCUGUUCUAUUCACGAUGCAGAUGCCGCUUUGGAAUACUGCGACAGGCUGCUGAAGGAAAAGGAGAAGCAUAAGGAUGAGCUUCUCAUUGUCAUGCGCUCUUACCUCGAGAAGCCCAGGACAACGGUCGGCUGGAAAGGACUGAUCAAUGACCCCGAUAUCGACAACAGCUUCAACAUCAACAAGGGCCUCCGACUCUCGCGCCAGCUGUUUGUCAACCUUACCGAGAAAGGCAUGCCCAUUGCCAGUGAGAUGCUCGAUACUAUCUCGCCCCAGUUCCUUGCAGACGUCCUCUCCGUCGGAGCUGUUGGCGCCCGUACCACUGAGAGCCAGCUUCACCGCGAGUUGGCGAGUGGCCUCAGCUUCCCUGUUGGUUUCAAGAACGGAACCGACGGCUCGCUCCAGGUUGCCGUCGAUGCGAUUGGGGCUGUCAAGCACCCUCACCACUUCCUUUCCGUCACCAAGCCUGGUGUUGUGUCUAUUGUGGGUACCGUGGGAAAUGAAGACUGCUUCGUUAUUCUCAGGGGAGGUACCAAGGGCACGAACUACGAUGCGGCAAGCAUUGCAGAGGCCAAGGCCGAGCUCGAGAAGGCGGGUCUGCGCCAGCGUCUCAUGGUGGACUGCAGCCACGGCAAUUCCCUCAAGAACCAUAAGAACCAACCCAAGGUCGCGGCCGUCAUCGCAGAGCAGAUCGAGAAGGGUGAAACCGCCAUCAUGGGUGUCAUGAUCGAGAGCAAUAUCAAUGAGGGAAACCAAAAGGUUCCCAAAGAGGGCAAAGCCGGCCUCAAGUACGGCGUGAGCAUCACUGAUGCAUGCAUCCACUGGGAAGAUACCAUCUCCGUUCUCGACACCCUUGCCAACGCCGUAAAAACACGAAGGAAGGUGCUCGGAAAGGAAUAA